Messenger RNA from Poeciliopsis prolifica (blackstripe livebearer), 8121 nucleotides. RefSeq names its product nectin cell adhesion molecule 3a (gene nectin3a). The transcript is spliced from 6 exons. The record is from RefSeq and is a predicted model, not a curated record. NCBI's taxonomy places the organism in Eukaryota, Metazoa, Chordata, Actinopteri, Cyprinodontiformes, Poeciliidae. The coding region runs from base 101 to 1765 and encodes 554 amino acids. Gene Ontology annotation, cellular component: adherens junction; apical junction complex. Gene Ontology annotation, biological process: homophilic cell-cell adhesion; heterophilic cell-cell adhesion.
CCGAACCAUCCUGAAAGAGAGAGAAGGCACGAGCGAGGAGAAAGGAGGAGAAAGGAGGACAUACUGAAAGUGCCGAAACGCACAGACACACGGAGAAACCAUGGAGACAAGACCCACGAACCGGAGGACAGUACCUAAUAACGGAAUGCGACUUUUAACGUCCUUUUUCGUCCUGUGCGGAGCCGUCGCAGUUGUGAGGAGCAAUCAGGUGGUCGUCUCUGACAAAGUGAACGCGGUGCUGGGGAAGAACAUUACGCUUGGCUGCAGGAUCCUGGUGGAGCCCAACCUGAGUCUGACACAGAUCUCCUGGGAACGCCGUCUUCCCUCAGGUCCUAUCACCUUGGCAGUGUUCAACCCCGAGUACGGAACCUCGUACGCCCCGGAAUACGGCAAGCGCAUCUCGUUUGUGUCCCCGUCCAUACGGGACGCAACUAUCAUCAUCGAAGGAGUUGGUUUUGCUGAUAUCGGGUCAUACACCUGCAAAGUGGCGACUUUUCCUCUGGGCAACACGCAAGCAUCGACCUUUGUUAAUGUUUCAGUGGAGCCCAAGGUGUACGUGUCUGCAGGCCCCGCAGCUCUUCUCGACGGCGGGGACGAGGCGCUGGUGGCCACCUGCAUCGCGGAGCGCGGGCGGCCUGCCGCUGAGGUGUUCUGGGAGGCUGAGCUGUACGGGCGAUCCGAGAAGCAAACUCAGGAGGAAGUCAAUGGCACCACCACGGUGCGCGUCAACUACAUGUGGAAGCCCCAGAGCUACGCCCAGGGAAAGAUGCUCACCUGCGUGGUUCGCCACCCGACUCUGCAGACAGAGUUCCGCAUACGCUACAAGCUAAAUGUGCAGUUUGCACCAAAUAUAUCCAUACAAGGAAUUGAUAAAAUUUGGUAUGUGGGUCAAACAAACGUGAGAAUCACCUGCACAGCCAAAGCCAACCCUCCUGCCCAUGACUACAAGUGGAUCAGGUUGGAUGGAGCCAUGCCGGAGGGUGUUAAGAUUUCAAAUAACAGCCUGUCUUUCACACGGCCACUAGAGCGAAAUGAUUCUGCAACCUAUCGCUGCGAGGUGACUAAUGACAUUGAUCGCAGCACUCACAAUGUCAACUUCUGGGUUCAAGAUCCCCCUCCCACCACCGCGGCCCCCAGCACCACUGCCUCCCCCAUCCGUUAUGCGUCCGGAACAGGAACAGACGUGGACCGCCGACAAGCCCUGUUCACCUCCCCCACCCUGGCCUCGGUUCACGACAGCAGUCUGGGCACCAUAAUCGGCGGGGCAGUGGGUGGCGUUCUCUUUCUGGUCCUCCUGCUGAUCCUCGGGGGCGCUUGUUUUAUGCGCCAGCGCAGGACCUUCAGAGGGGACUACUACACCAAGCAGUACCUGGGACCCUCCGACAUGCAGAAGGAGUCUCAGAUAGACGUCCUGCAGCCGCACGAGCUGCAGGAGGUUUACGGGGACAAGACCAGCAAGGGCAGCCAGGAGCUGAAACCCAAACUGGGCGGGGACAUUAUUUACCCCGACUAUACUCCAGAGCGGAAGGACAGGGACGACUGGAACGACAGGGGUGACGGCCCUAGGGUCACAAAGGAGGGGAACUAUUACCCAGACCACUACAGCAACCAAAACAUGCACCCCUGCGGACCUCCAGUGCACAGCCCCAUUGUUAACAAUGGCUCCUCCUACCUUCCGGAGGACUGCUACGAAAACGGUACAGACAGCGACUACGUGUCGCACAUGGACGGAUCUGUGAUUUCACGCAGAGAGUGGUAUGUUUGAGGACAACUAUGGACAAAACGGCAAAAAUCCAAAUGGGAUUAUGUCAACAAGUGACAGACUUCAAAGGAUGCAUCGUUUUAUUUAAGAAGCAGAAAUGACAUUUCUAAGCUUUUCCAUUGAGCUUCUUGAAUGGUUUUGCUCCGCCUUGAUUGUGACCACUUAACCUUAAGGAUGUUUUCUGGGGAUUCUACUUUCAAGUUUGUAGCGAUGAGCUGCAACGAAGCUGGAAUGCCUCAAAAGAUAUGAUCUGUUUUUGCUUUGGCCUACGGUGACAUGUCUGACCAAUGUGAACAAGGUUUUGUUGCCCUCUGGUUUGUGUUUGUACCUGGUUCGUACACGGUCAGCUGUUCCACGCCCUCGUUGUCCAAGUAUUUAUUCUGCAGACCGAACGGGCUUUGCUCUGCUGAAGCCUCACAACUUCUGCCGCGUUUAGAAAGACUAUCUCAUGAGAGGUCGUUGUGCUUUUUCACACAAAAGUGAAGAGUUUAUAAUGGCUGAAACCAGUAUUUAAAGCAAAUUAUAUUGCAUGCUUUCUAAAAAACAAAAGGUAUCAUUAAGUGAAAGGGAAGUUUACAAGAUGAAAAGGGAGACUUGCUGGGGCGUCGUACAAAGGGUGAAGCAAAGCAGUGGAUCUCAGUAUGUAGCAGUGUAGGCAUGGACCGGUAUCAGAAUCCCAGGGUUUCCUAACUGGAGGGGGAAAAAUGGCACAACGUCAUGCUAUUUAUUCAGAAAAGUAAAUUAUGAUUGCUUUCAUUUAAAAACAAAAAGCAACAAUUUUUAUAAUUUUGUGGUAAAAAUGUACCUUAAAGCUGCAAUAUGUAUCUUUUCUGUAAAAAUUUAUUUAUUUUUUUACAUAUUGAUUCAAAGUGUUGCUAUGUCGAGACAGUAUAACGUGAGACAGAUAAUCGUUGAAAUAUUCUGGCUCCUCCCAGUCGUCCUACUGCCAUCUGCAGAAGAGCAAGGGGGAGAAUGUCAGCAGCAUACACAUAAGCGAGAUUCACGGCGCUAAGACCCUCCUCCUGGCUCCAAUUGGCUGAGUGGGAGCAGUGUGUUUCUGCAGAUGGCUGUAGGACCACAAGGAGAAUGUGGAGGAACUUGAUGUUUUCAUAGAUCAUCUGUGUUUGGACACAGUAGCAGUUUUGACAAAUGUAAAAAACAUAUUUUUUUAUGAAAGUGACAUACUGCAGCUUUAAUACAGGAGGUGGCACUCAGUUUUCUUUAAGUGAGGGAAAAGCAUUGGAGUUUUUUUUUCUUUUUUUCAGCCAGCUGACUGGUAGGGCUUAGCAACAAGUGCAGGAGGGGCAACGUUGUGCUCUCUUUCUUUCUCUGGCAUCAUUUUGAAAAGCCCUUAAACUGAUUUUUUUUUAUUUUUUUUUUUGUCAUUUUAAAGUGUUUUUAGAACUGUUUCACCCUGAUCGCGGUACCAGCCCAUUCCUAACACACACCCUGACUGACAUGAACAAUGUUUGGGAUCAUAACUCAGUCAUCAGCCGUUCACCAUGUCACCUACACACUCAAGAGAUCACACACUGUGGAAAACACCUUUACUCUGUCAGCUGCUCCCAAAAUUUCAACACCCACAGAUGUCAUAGCAACAGCGUUUUUAGUUUUAUUUUUGGUAGUGCUUUUUUAUUUUUUAUUUAAUUCAAAAGAAGUGUGCAAAGGACAUAAUCUCAGGUUGCUCUCUGAAGCAGUUUAUUAAAAGAUAAGUUCUGCCAUCAGAGUCUGACUUUAAGUGUGUCAGACGGUCAGAACAUCUCAGUCUGUGUAGAAGUGCAGCGCGUCACUGGCAGCUCCUCCUCGUCCUCCAGCUGCUUCCUCUCGUUGUUGUCGCUUCUUCGAAAAACUAACGGAUAAGCGGAUGAAAAAGCGAUGAUUGCAAGCGUUGACUGUGGCUGACUUUACGCAGAAUAAUCAAUUUUGUUUCAAUCUUCACUCUGCCUUGAACACUUAUCAGCUUUGGCUUGGUUUGGGCUUUUUGUUGUUGUUUUGUUUUGUUUUUCUACCUUAGAAAUCACAAGCACAUAUCUGCCAGAAGCUCUUGUUAUUUUGUACAGGAGACAAAAGAGUUUUGUCCUUUUGUCUAAAAGUUGAGCAGGAAGCCAAAUCUGUUAAUUAUCAUCUAUUUUUUUCUUCAGUAGCCAUACUUUAGAAGUGCUUUAUUUGUUAAAAGUGUCAGUGAACUCAUUUAGACUAUUGUCCAUAACAAUAUUAAUAUUGGAUGUUGAUAUAGGUCCAAAUUGCUAUACCUGUGCAUACCUUUAAAGACAGUUUACUAAAGAAUUUGAAAAUAAAAAUAAAAUAGUCAUAGACUUCUCUUUAGCAUCUUGAAUUAGUGCCUUUAAUGGCAGUCUGAGAACCUAUUCAAAAGAAUUUAAACCUGACAUUUAGUCUGAGACUUCCAGAAAACAUUUCCAAAUUCAACAUUUUCUAUAACAUUGAAAACUUCAAAGAACCAAUCAGAACACCCGCGGUGUGUUCUCUUCAGCCGUCUUCCUAUCACCUUAAAAUGAUUCCCUGGUUCUUAUAACUCCGUUCUGCCGCUGCCUUCACUUUCAAACACCUCGCUGAUGCUGAAAAUAGCUUCCUAGCUCUUCCUUACUCACUAAUAACUUCCACACUCAAGAGUGUUGUCAGCACAUCCAAGCUCAUCCAUCAAAAAAAACCCAUUUCCUUUAGACAGUGGGCUGAUCACAGGUUCAUCCAAGCAGAAAAUGAUCUCAUUCUGGGAACCAUCAAAUCUUUCUGUGCAAACUGAUGAAACGAUGCCUAAUCAUAUGUAGGGAUCUGGUAAGAAGACAUCAGAUCUGAAUCCAAAACACUAAAGCCAAAUCCAAACUGUUACACAGCGGUGGCUGCUAUAGAAACGCCAUAAAUCUCAAGUUGUGUAAAACUGAAGUUUGAUAGUAACUGAAACCAAAUCUACAGACAUGGCCAUUGACAUAAGAUCAUGCAGUCAUAAAAAAAAAGUGCAGCUCUGUUAUUAAACUUCACAGUAAGUUUCAGAACCGCCCCUGUUUCCCUGUUGAGGCCUGAUACCGGGCUAUGCUGCUGUCUUUUUCAUUUUCCCUCCUGAAUGUGUUCUGAUUUCUGUCUCUAAGACCAAUUGGCCUCUUUUUUUUUUCUUUUUACAACUGCAGAUCAAAGGAAUCUGUUAUAAAUACCAGAUGGGAGUGAUACGGCUGUCAUCAUCUGACAUUAUGUGGGCUGCGUAAACCACCAGCAGUUUUGCUGCUGCUGCUCGUCACUCUGCCGUCGCGCUUCAGGAUCUCCAACUCGCAACAAAAAGAGAGGCAGAAGCGCCAAACGGAUCCCUGGGUUUUUAGUUUUGUUUGAAAAUAGGAUUAUUGAGAUGUGAGCAGCUGACGUCACUGCAGAGCAUGCCGUAAUGUUGGGGUUUGGCUCCUCUCGAGGAUGUAGAGCGGCCAUGGAAACAAGAAACUUAAUCUGCGAGUAAAAAAACAGAGAAAUCUGAACCAUGGAGGUCAGGGAUGUAUGUGUAAUGGCUCCCUGUGGAAGAGAUACAUGUUUCUUUCUUUCCCCACAAGCAGCAUUUCUUGUGAAACUAAGUUGAAACAAAAGAGCUGACAUCAUCAGCGAUCUCAUCUUUUCCUGCUUGGUUCGUCCCAACACUUUUCCUCUCAAAGCUUUAGCUUUGUUUCCUCAGGAUUGAUACAGAGAUCAGUGGCCUUAGCUAAAUGUCACCACAACCAAACAGAAAGGAAAGUCUUUCUUUUGCCAAACAAGUGUUGGUAUCAGUCGAGAGCAAAACACAGGUAUCCAAAACAAUCUGGUUCUUUCUGACAAUAAAAUUUUACCCUUUCUUAAUUCAAAAAUUGCCUGCCAGAGCUGCAGAAUGCUGAAAUCAUUUUACUAGAACUUGUUUGACACCAAACAGGUGUCAAACUGUUUGGUGUUUUAGAUGUUCAUCCAGUCUAAAACUGGAUGAACAUCGACUAGUUAGAAAUAAUUUCACUGAGAUCUAUCAGCCUUGAAAAAGUUACAGUCAUGUCUCAGGCUUUGGGACUCCAGCUAACGAUGCUAUCACAUAUGGAACAGUGGUAAACCUUCCAGAAUAACUUUUAAAGCUAUCCAGGCUUCAGUUAACUCACUGAAUGUGAGUGUUCCUGAUUUCAUCAAACUGAGCAAAAAAAGGCUUUCACGAGAAAGCUGAAAAGAACACUACAGCCUCUCUCACUUUAGAAGAAUAUUGUCACCUUCCUAAAAUAAAGGUCUGUGUCAUUUUUUGACAUGAGGUUUUUUUUGGGGGGGGAGACGAGGUGUGGUUUGACUUAGGCCGUUAUUUUAGGAAGGUGACAAAAUUAUAAAACCAAAGACUUUUAGACGGAUAUUCUGCGAGUUGCCUAAAUAAAAUGGAGCUUCCUGGAGGAUGUGUGUCCUGUUACUUCUGUUGUUAAACUAAUAAAAUAGUUCAUAAAAACAACAACAAGCGGCCCUCAGAUGUUUAUGGUGUGACGUUCGGGUGCUGCCCGUGCUGCGUCAGGACCUGACUGUCUUGCUGAGUGAACCGAGCACAACUGCUGAAGGAAAAGGUUCGGCUGACAGUUAGCGACACUAAUAAUCAAAUGAACCUUACGAAGGAGAAAAAUCAUUUUCAAAAUUAAAACAAAAGCAAGUGCACCUCUAAAUGGCACAGCUAAAGAGCAACAAAUCAAGUGAAGUUUUUGGAAUGCCCCGGUCAAAUUCUGGUCUUUAAUUCAAUUGAGAUGUUGUGAUAUUAACUUAACUCUCCUGCGCUUUUACAAGACGAGGUCCUUCAAACGCUGCAAGUUUUUUACCCUGUGCACGGUUUGGCGGGAUAGCACUGACCCUGCGUGCGCUUGUACAGGGUUUUAUUUAUGUGUGGUUUGGGGAAUUGACGAUCUGACCGGACAACCCUCUCCAACUAACCCCGCUGUCCGACCACGGCACGCUCUUCCUGGGCAUGACACUAAGACUGCAGGAGGGAGGGUUAAUCAGCCCAUUUGUGCUCUCACGCCGUAUGGGGCGGCCAAGUUAAAAACAAAUCUGCAAAGAAGAUUGGACCAAAAUUACUCUAGAGGUGACAUGAAAGACUUCUGGUUGCUGCCAAAAGUUGUUGAAGCCAAGAGCAGCAAACCAGCUCUUAAGUUCAAUUGGCAAUUCCAAUUUCUGAUUUAAUAAAUAAAAUUACUUGCACAGAAAAUGGAUGGGUGAGCGUAUCUUAGUCGGAUAUAAAAAUUUGUUUGAGACAUAGCUUUGUUUGACCAAACAAAGCAAAAAUGUCGUAGCGGAUUCAGGUCCAUUUUUGUCGGGGGGGUUUGAAAGAUUUCCGGCACAGGUCUCCGCCCCUGGUUUUCUCAUGGCACGGCUCCGGGUCGAAGGGUUUAGAUGUCUCAGAAUAAACUCCUUUAAUCUGGGCUCUCACUCGCGCCGUCGCCACACAUCUGCCACUGCGGCCCCACAUGGAAGGAGCCGUCCUCACCUCAAAACCUUCAGCUUUUUAAUCAGCUUUUAUACCCUCCAGCCUCGGUUUGGGGUUUAAAGCAACACCGAUUUAAUGGAUGAUUUUUAUUUGUAAUUUUUUUUUAUUUUAUUUUAUUUUUUUACCUUUUUUGUGUUUUUCGUUUUCUUGCUCACCAACUGGUUGCAUGUGCAGCUAUUUGCUGCCAGUUCCAUCACUAGUGUUUAUAUUACAUGUACAUAUUACGUCUAGCGUUAGCAUGGGAUUAGUUGUUCUCUGUCGUUCUGGGUUUGUUCUGGACUCCCCUACUGAAUAGCUGGUGCCUUAAAUGGGCUGAGCAAUGCACAGAAACUUUAAAAGCUAACAGAUACUGAAAGCAUUAAUGUAAAGAUUAUUAUUAUUCAAAAGAGGGCAGAUGUGCCUUUUUUAAUACGCAUACCAAAUUUCAUAUUUAAGAUUUGCUGUUGCCAAGGCAGCAGAGUUGACAAAAGGUUUAUUAUCAUGCCUUACAGAGUUUAAAAAGGACACGUGUAACAAGUUGGUUACUGGGAAAAUUGUAAUAAAGCAAUGUUUCACUGGGAAUUUUGGCGAGCCAGGUUCAUAGAAAAUAUUAUUUUCCUGUAAAUAUGCUGGCUUUUUUAUUAUUAUUAUUAUUGAAAAAAAAUCUUAUUUUUUUGUAUGAGGUCGGUAAUUUUCACAGACUAUUAGUCGAGCUUUCAGCAGGGCUGCUGUCUCACAAUAAGGCAGAGACCCGGUUUUUCACUGCAUUUUAUAUACGUUGGUGAGAGUUGGUGGUCAGUUGUUUUGUUCGGCGAAUGAUUGAGGUCUCACAGGAAUCAGAGAUGAGCGGGUGGUAGAUGUUUUUUUGUCUUCUGUUCUUUCGUUUGCAAUAAAAAAUAACGUCAUGGUUUCA